AAAUACGAGGCGCUCCUGAACGCAACGAGAUGGAAGGUGGGUUUUUCUCCUCAUUUUGCUCUUUUGGGGAGUGAGAGACGCGGGGAGGGGGGCAAAGCAUUUCCUUUUUUUCCAUUUCAUCACACUGAGAGCAGAAACUCAAGACUGAACUUCAAAUGAGAUCAGAUUAAAGUGAGCAGACCUGGAAGAGGAUGCUGCAAAAACUGCAACGCUUCUUAAACAACGCAAACUGGACACUAAUGGACGGAGAUAAAAAGGACAGAUACGCCAAAGUUUGACGCAAUUCUGCUCAGAGGAACCAGGAAUAGACUGGAGUGUCAUCAUGGAAGUAUUUCCCAAGGAAAUAUAGAUAUUUUCUCACUUUGUACCCGCAGGUAAUCUGAGGAAGUUGGGAAAAAAAACUCAAAGCAAGUUGUGUGAAGAAAUACAUUGUUUCCUAUGUGAGCGUGCAGAGGGACUGAAGUAGCGCAUCUUCCUUUCUUUGCAGCUGUGAAUGUAACUUUUAUCGCUUGUGAUGAAUAAGAGGAAUUUAGGAUUCUCCGGCAGACACUCCCAGUAGAAUAAAGGGGGUUUUAAGCUUCUGGAUGCGAAGACUCGUCGACGUUCCUGGACAUGGACAGACACCGAGAAGUGAAAAUGAAGAGGCCUAUGUCAUGAAAUCGAUGUGGUCGUAGAAAUGUUAUUCGGGUAAAGUCCUCGGAAACUCUUCAGGGAAGCCCAAUGAGUGGCACACAGUCAACACUCACUGACAGGACCCCAAGCAUUCUCAACAAGGACCCCACAGACAAGAAACCCAAGAAUGAGAAAUCCCCCGUCUCCCUCAAACAUGAGUUUGACCCCACAGGUCUUGUCCAGCGGUGUGUGAUAAUCCAGAGGGAUGAAAAUGGCUUUGGACUGACUGUAAGCGGAGACAACCCUGUGUUUGUGCAGCUGGUUAAAGAAGAUGGAGCUGCAAUGCGAGCUGGUGUUCAGACAGGAGAUAGGAUCAUUAAAGUUAAUGGGACCUUGGUUACACAUUCAAACCACAUAGAGGUUGUUAAGCUCAUAAAAUCGGGGUCAUAUGUAGCUCUGACAGUACUGGGGAGGCCUCCCGGGCUUCCUCAGAUCCCCUUGGAGGAGGAAGAUGAGGCGAGGGAGGAAGGGGCAGAGGUCAGCACAUCUCUCUCAGCACCCCACUCACCUGCACUGGCAGGUGGGGAGAAAUGCAGCUCCGCCACCAGCAACCCCCAGGAGCUGAUCAACUCUCUACCUGAGGGGGCUGAGAACAAAACCAUGCACAGCCAGAAGACCGAUAUCCUGCAGAGGAUGCUAACCAAGGAGCAGCAGGACUUACAGGCAAAGGAGGAGGAGUACAGCAGAAACCCUCGGCCUAAACUACUGAAGGAGAUCCAGGAGGUCAAGAAGCACAUUUCACUGCUGCAGGAGCAGCUCAGCAAAGCAGUGUUACAGGAUGGAGCCACAGCGUCUGAGGAGGGGGACAGUGGGCCUCCUCUGAGGGAGCAGCCUCUGUCUUCGCCUGGGGACUGCAGUAACGACGGGCCCUUGACCAACAAUAACUCUUUGCACAGCAGCCCCCUCCUAGAGAGUCCUGGUAAAAGAGAGACGCCCUGUCAGAGCCCCGACAUCAUCCGCAGAGACGGGCUCAACUUCUGCUCUUCACCUGACUCUGAGGAAACCCCUGACCCGGAUUCCAGUGCCCUGUGUGGUGUGGGCAGUCCUCCCUACCUCCUCCAUCCUCAGAUCAUUGGAGCAGAAGAUGACUACUUUGACUGUCCACAAGAGCAGAUUAAUGGACAGUGUAGCUCUUUUCAGAGUUUAGACUCGCUGAAGUCUCGGCCGGCUCACCUCGCCGUCUUCCUCCAUCAUGUAGUGUCACAGUUUGACCCUGUGCCUUUGCUCUGUUAUCUCUUCGCUGAAAUGCACAAGCAAACCAGUUCAAAAGAGAGCCGACGUUCCUUCAUUGAGUUCCACUCUCUUUUUAUGGAUCGAUCAGCGAAUCUUAAAGUUCCAGUCCCUGAGGCUGUUGCAGCAGAAUUGGAGAAGCGAAGGCUGGAGUUAAUACCUGAGGACGUCUGCAAACAGUACACUCAGGUGUUACAGGACACACUCCUACCAGACCUGCACAGGAACCUGGAAGACUUCAGACAGAAGCGCAGCAUGGGUCUGACUCUGGCUGGAGACGAGCUAUCCAAGCUGGACUCAGAGCGAGGAGAAAACCAGCAGGCCUUAGAGAAGGAGUGCUCCUGUGCUGAACACAUCCUCUCAAAGAUAGAGGACAUCCUGUUGACGUCACAGCCCACUGAAGAGGAGAAAUGCCAAACCAUGCAGUAUGUGAUUCUCACGUAUAUGAAGCACCUCGGGGUGAAAGUGAAGGAGCCGCGUGGCCUGGAGCAUAAAAGAGCGCGCAUCAACUUCCUGCCCAAGAUUAAGAAGAGUAUAAAGCCUGAGAAAGAGGGUGAGGAGAAGGUGAAAAGGCCUCGAUUUCCCAGCAUCCUCGGCCCACCACGACGUCUGAGCAGAGUGGAUUCAACUUCAGUUGGUAAAGCCGUGGAGAUGAACAAGCAGCGCUCACCAAAGCAGCUCCCUCAGCCAGCCUUUGGGAUCCCUGAGCAGUCGGACUCCUCCGCCUUAAACUCUGGACGUACUCGUGGAAAUCAGCUCAGCGAGAGUUCAGACACCAGCGUUUUAUCUCUGCCUUCAACCACCUCCCCCGCCCACAGCUCCCCCACCACGCUGACCUCAGAUACCAGCGGACAUGACUCAGACUCCAAUGUGUCCCCAUUCUGCAUCCAGGGUCUGCAGCCUGGAGACCACCAGGACGGCAUCUCCAGUCCUGCCAGCACUCAGUUUGACUUCAGCCCGUCUAAUCUGGAGCAGUUACAGGAGGAGGACCAGGAGGCCUUCAGGAUGGAGGUGCAGUGUGCAGUGGGCUUAGCUGACAUCCAGAGUGAAGACGACUUGGGAGGAGAGGUGGAAGGAGGUGAAGAGGAUCCUCUGAACUGGCAGAGUCUGGUCAGUAGAGGAGUCCUGGAGAGUUUAAAACCACAAGAGAUCAAACGGCAGGAAGUCAUCAACGAGUUGUUCUACACUGAGCGCUCUCACCUGCGGAGGCUGAGGGUGUUGGACUCAGUUUUCUACCAGAGGCUGAACAGAGACGGUAUUCUACCCCAAGAGGACCUCAAACACAUCUUCAUCAACCUGGAGGAAAUCAUCCAGCUGCACGUUUCUGUAACAGAGCAGAUGACGUCAAUCAGGAAGAGGACUGAGACGUCAGUGAUCGGUCAGAUCGCAGAUGAUCUCAUGGCGUGGUUCAGCGGGGAGGAAGAGGAGAAGAUUAAGAAAGCUGUGGGAGCUUUCUGCAGCAACCAGCCGUCUGCACUGGAGCUCAUCAAGAGCAGGAAGAAGAAAGAUCAGAAGUUUGCUUUGUUCAUGCAGGAAGCGGAGAGUAACCGUCUGUGCCGCAGGCUGCAACUUAAAGACAUCAUUCCUGUAGAGAUGCAGAGAGUGACCAAGUACCCACUCCUACUGGACAACAUUGCUAAGUACACAGAGGAUGGAGAGGAGAGGGAAAAAGUGAGGAAAGCUGCAGAAUGUUGCAAAAAGAUCCUCAACCACGUCAACCAGGCCGUCAGAGAGGCUGAAAACAAACAGAGGCUGGUAGAGUAUCAGAGAAGGUUAGACAUCUCCUCUCUCAAACCGAGUGAAAACCCUGUGAUCCUGGAGCUGAGGAAUUUGGACCUGACCAAGAGGACGAUGGUGCACGAGGGGCUGCUCUCCUGGAAGGUCAACAAAGACAAGACGAUCGAGCUGUACACGCUGCUGCUGGAGGACAUCCUGGUUUUGCUGCAGAAACAGGACGAGCGUCUGGUCCUCAAAUUCCACGGCAAAAACCCGACCAGCGCUGCCGACACCAAACACAUCUUCAGUCCUGUCAUCAAACUCAACACAGUGCUGGUUCGUCCGGUGGCAACUGACAACAAGUCUUUCUUCGUGCUGUCCAUGUCAGAGAACGGAGCUCAGAUCUACGAGCUGAUGGCUCAGACGGUGUCCGACCAGAGAACGUGGCAGUGUCUGAUCACACAGUGUGCAGACGCCAUGAAGGCCAAACCUCACAGCAGAGACAAGCCUGCGGCUCAGACAGAUGCUGAGCGAGACGCGAUCGAGAUCAUCAAACACGGGUUGCCCAAGGUGAGCAAAGAUCCUGGAGGCACAUCAGAUGGAGGCAUCAACUCUGCAGAUCUUGCGUCUCAGUGCAUCCCAGAAAAAGACGAUGCCUCUUCUCCAGAGCUUCAGCCUCCACUGAGUACCAACCCGUUUGACGGCAUGAAAUCAGAGGAUGAAGAAGAGGAGCCACCCUCGGCAGACAGACAGGAGGAAGAGGAGGUUGAUGAAGAAAUCGAUGAAGCAGAGCUGGAGGCUUUCCUGGACGGGCAGCUGGUUGACGGUCUGCCCUUCCUGCAGAAGGAGUCCCCUCAGGGUGUCGUGGCUGAAAGCCAAGAAAACAACACAUUUGAGGUUCCCUCCUCCAAAGGUGAAGAGGCUCUCAGGACAUUGUCGAUGCUGAAGCAGGCUCUGUUCAACCACAUGAUCAGCAGAGAAAUGGGAGAGGAGGCAGAGGAGAGCAGGCAGAGUGCGGCCCCUGAGGGUCAGCUGAGUGCCUCUUUACCCGGGAGCCCAGAGGGACCGUCUGUAGCGGUUGAUGAGAGCCAGGCCUCUGCUGGUCCACAGAGAGACCCCUCAGGAAUCACAGGGACACCUGAGACACCUCAAAGCAAUGGUGGAUAUGUGGUUCUGGAUUUCUGCGGGGGCUCUGAGGAGAGCGGCACCGAUGACGACGGGGGAGUGGGAGUCGACGUGGGGAUCGAUAUGAGCAAACUGCUCUCCUCCUCCUCGCAGACAGGAGGCGUCAGCGGCCCCAACCUCAGCAGGCAGCUCAUGACUCACCUGCGCCUCCUGCAGGCCGACCUGCAGUAUCUAAAGGAGGUGGAGACGAAGUACAACGAGCUGAGACAGACGCACAGUGACCCUGAAACAGACUCAGAAGACAACAAUGGUUUGACGGAUGGGAUCCAGUGAUCAAAGACCUCCUUCUUUCUUGGCAUCAUGAGCCAAGUUUAAUGUCACUCCGUAAGUUUCCUCCGGGUUAUUUAACACUGAUGUUGCUCCGACAACAGAAGCUGGAUGUCUGAUCACUUCAGGCAUGUGAAGACUUUCUCGUCAUUAUCAGGACUGCUCCACUAUAGACUCAGACUCAAAAUCCCCCUGAGGAGAGAUACUGUGGAAUUACCCAAGGGCAGUUCAGUCCAUCUUUGCUCUAAUAAUGUUAUUAUUACAUGCAUAAAUUAUCGUAAACACUGGAGAAGCAUAAUGGAAGAAGACAAACUGUGGACGUGGUGCAGCAGAGGAGCAGGACUGUGAGCAGGAGGACUCUCUGAGGAUCAAGACGUUGGAUUUUCUUGAUCAGGACUCACUGCUGUAAGCUUGAUGUUCAGUUCUGCAAUACUAAACACUUUUAGAAACACUUUUUCACAUUUCUAACCUAGCUUGCUGAACGGGUGAACAUGCUGAAAGACAGUCGUCUAUAUUUUGUAACAGCACUGAAAGGUGAACUUUUAUUACCAGAAUCUCCUCUCGUCAUGUUUCCAGGGUCUGUAACAUUUGCAGAAAUUAUUCAAAAGGCUGUAAGAUCCCUAAAACGACUAUUAUAUAUCAGGUUGUAUGUUUUGUAUUGAUUGUCUUCAGCCUAGCAUAACAUACAAAUACAAUCAAGGAGGGUCAGCAAACCUAAAUCAAAUCACACAGCGCAAACUUCAACUGCCUGUAUCUUGUUUGCUUCACACUCACAGAGAUGUUCAAAUGGUUUAGAGGUUUUCAGUGGUUGCACUCAUUCAUUAAACAGCGUGUGCUAACUUUGCUCUAUAUCUGCACAGACAGAAAAACUGCUCCAUGUCAGGAAGACGAUUUAUCAGUAAGUUCUGUAUGAAGCCGCACAUCUUUUGAACCUUUUAAGUCACAUUUUUGAACCUUGCGACAACUGAGCAAACUUUUUCAAUUCAGUACCAGUCUUUAUGCUAAGCUAGGCUAACCAUGUCUUGAAUCCAUUUCCAUAUUUAAUGCACAGAUACAGCAGUUACUACAGCAAUCUGAAUUUCUAACUCACUUUUGAACCUUGGACGCGCCCAUGCUGGCUGUUCAAUGCUGAGCAAAAGCAUAUCUCUUAAAAUCAGCAAGUUCUCCUUCAGGCACAUGAAUUCUAUCUUUAAUAAAACAUCCCUCAGCACGUGUAGAAAUGUAUUUCUUGUCCCAGUUGAUCAAACUAAACAACUUAAUUUGGCACUACCUACAAAUUUAUAAUAAUAAUAAGUGAACUGGUUGACUUACUUUUGCUGUCUGAGAAAAUGUCAUUUCUAUGAACCUGUUCAAAAGCUGUCCAUAAACCUACAGUUUUAAAAUUUCCUGUAGCACUUGAAUGCAGCAUAAUAAAGCAAACACACAAAGCUAGACCCAGAUGAGCUCUGUCUACAGCUCAUGAUAUCUUCAUGACUUUAUUAUGAGUUUGUUGCCAUGCAGUGAGGAAACAGAGUUUGUAAACCCUGAAACAGGUUUUCUGUAUUUGUUGUUUGUUUUUCCACGAGGAGGAGAUUUCUGCAGCUGUAACAAAGAACAGAUUUUCACUGUGUGCCACUUCUGAUGUUUUGCUGGUGCUGCACAUCACAUCACACUCUGUACACCACCAGCUCUUCACAGUUUGCAGCAUGUCUUUUUUUGUUUAAAUUGAUUGUAAAUGUAUUUCCCUUCCUCUGUCUUUAAUGAUAAACUAACCUGAGUGCCAUUUUUUACCUCUUUGUACAUCAUGAAUCACUAAAAUAUUUCAUCUUAA
Molecule: messenger RNA, 6880 nt
Organism: Notolabrus celidotus (New Zealand spotty)
Lineage: Eukaryota; Metazoa; Chordata; Actinopteri; Labriformes; Labridae
Gene: arhgef12b
Product: Rho guanine nucleotide exchange factor (GEF) 12b
Exons: 38
Coding region: 721-5076 (1451 amino acids)
Biological process (GO): intracellular signal transduction; G protein-coupled receptor signaling pathway
Cellular component (GO): cytoplasm
Molecular function (GO): guanyl-nucleotide exchange factor activity; G protein-coupled receptor binding
Source: RefSeq, a predicted model, not a curated record